Messenger RNA from Adineta steineri, 723 nucleotides. The record is from the annotation of a GenBank genome assembly. NCBI's taxonomy places the organism in Eukaryota, Metazoa, Rotifera, Eurotatoria, Adinetida, Adinetidae.
AUGUUAAUUGAUACAUCACAUAUUGAUCAUCUUCGUGUAAAUUUUGUUGCACAUUUUAAUACUGAAAAUAAUGCUGUUAUAGCUGCCAAUGAAAUUCUAACAAUAAUUGAUAAUUAUCCAAAAGAUAUGACUACUCAAGUUCGUCAAUGGUUAAAUGAUCAACAGAAAACUCGUAUUACGGCACCAUUAGCAACGAGUGAUAUAGCAAAAACUAUCGAUGAAUAUGAAGAAUAUUUAAAAGAAUUAGAAGAAAAUAUUCUUCAAUAUGAACGAAGUGAAAAUAGUCAAACAAAAUUAAAAAAUUUACUUCAACAGAUUAAAAAUCGACCGCAUCUACCAGAAAUUUCAAAUAUUAGUGAUAAAAAACAUAUCGAAUAUUUACAAGAACAUUUUCUUCAACUUAAAAAACAAAUUGAAGAUAUACAAAAAAAAAAUUUAACAAUCAAAACAAAUAUCGACAAUAUUAUUAAUAAUAUAAAUCUAUUAAUUACACGUAUACGAGAUAUUGAAGAACAAAUUCAGACUAAUUCAAAACAACCUAUUCAUGAUUAUGAAAGACUUAUUCUUGAUUGCCAGCGUAUUACAUCUGAACUUAAUCAACGUCGUCUACAAGUUGAACAAGCAAUUAAUAAUGGAAAACGUUUAUAUGCACCAGAUAAUAAAGAUAGCAGCGGUAUUGAUAGUGCUGCGUAUACUCGUGUCUAUCUAUCUAUCUAUAUGUAA